ACAUCCGACUGUUAUAUAAGCCGACGAUCGUCUUUUUUCUAAACACUGAGCAACUAGAUCCGUCCGUGUACAGACAACAGCAGAACAAAACAAAAAAAAUGGGUUUAAUGGUAAAGUCUGUUUUGUGCUUGGCCUUCCUGGUCUGCGUUUACGGGCAGAAGGUGACCAAGCUGGAGGAUUGCAACUGCUGGGAAGGUUACGAGGCUAAGCAAGACAACGACGGUAAGAUCAUGUGUCAGGGUAAGAUGGUCUUGGCCUUGAAACCGUGCAACUUGCCUGAGGCGCCGAAGUGCGUCUGCACCGAAGACACCGUGACCGGCAUCCUCAGCGACGCAGAAGGCACCUGGUGCAACCAGAGGAAGGCCGGCAAAGAAGUUAAGCGUUGGCCGUGCGAGAACAAGGACGAAUGGAGCGCUUACAAAGUGAAGUACGCUGAAUUCGAGAAGUCCUACGCACUCUGAACAAGGAAAUGAUCAAACGAAUCCCAAACAAAUUUAAGUUCGUAAUGUAAUAUUUAAUAUAUAAAAAAAAAAAUGUGAUUUUUGUUUAUUAACACUUCUUGUUAAUGUUUCGGUAAUAAAGUUACACAAUUAUCAAACCACAA
Molecule: messenger RNA, 604 nt
Organism: Nicrophorus vespilloides
Lineage: Eukaryota; Metazoa; Arthropoda; Insecta; Coleoptera; Silphidae
Exons: 2
Coding region: 99-461 (120 amino acids)
Source: RefSeq, a predicted model, not a curated record